Molecule: messenger RNA, 1814 nt
Organism: Chrysochloris asiatica (Cape golden mole)
Lineage: Eukaryota; Metazoa; Chordata; Mammalia; Afrosoricida; Chrysochloridae
Gene: DDX55
Product: DEAD (Asp-Glu-Ala-Asp) box polypeptide 55
Exons: 14
Coding region: 6-1805 (599 amino acids)
Cellular component (GO): nucleolus
Molecular function (GO): RNA helicase activity; ATP binding; nucleic acid binding
Source: RefSeq, a predicted model, not a curated record
GCACCAUGGAGCACGUGACAGAAGGUUCCUGGGAGUCGCUGCCGGUGCCGCUGCACCCGCGGGUGCUUGGUGCGCUGCGGGAGCUGGGCUUCCCGUGCAUGACGCCGGUGCAGUCUGCGACCAUCCCACUAUUCAUGAAGAACAAAGACGUCGCCGCAGAAGCAGUUACAGGUAGUGGCAAAACCCUUGCCUUUGUCAUUCCCAUCGUGGAAAUUCUUCUGAGAAGAGAAGAAAAGUUAAAAAAAAGUCAGGUUGGAGCCAUAAUCAUCACACCCACACGGGAGCUGGCUGUUCAGAUAGAUGAGGUCCUGGCACACUUCACAAAGCCCUUCCCUCAGUUUAGCCAGAUCCUGUGGAUUGGAGGCAGGAACCCUGGAGAAGAUGUCGAGAGGUUCAAGGCCCAGGGGGGAAACAUUGUUGUGGCAACUCCAGGCCGCUUGGAGGACAUGUUCCGGAGGAAGGCUGAUGGGCUGGAUUUGGCCAGUUGUGUGAAAGCCCUGGAUGUCCUCGUGCUGGAUGAAGCCGACCGACUUUUGGACAUGGGAUUUGAGGCAAGUAUCAACACCAUUCUGGAGUUUUUGCCGAAGCAGAGAAGAACAGGCCUCUUCUCGGCUACUCAGACGCAGGAAGUGGAGAACCUGGUGCGAGCAGGCCUCCGGAACCCCGUCCGCAUCUCAGUGAAGGAGAAGGGUGUAGCGGCCAGCAGCACCCAGAAAACUCCCUCCCGUCUCCAGAACUACUACAUGGUUUGUAAGGCAGAUGAGAAAUUUAAUCAGCUGGUACAUUUUCUAAGGAAUCGUAAGCAGGAAAAACACCUGGUCUUUUUCAGCACCUGCGCUUGUGUGGAGUACUACGGGAAGGCUCUGGAGGCCCUGGUGAAAAGCGUGGCUAUCAUGUGCAUUCAUGGGAAGAUGAAGUACAAGCGCAACAAGAUCUUCAUGGAGUUCCGCAAACUGCAAAGUGGAAUCUUAGUGUGCACCGAUGUGAUGGCCCGCGGGAUCGAUAUUCCCGAAGUAAACUGGGUUCUGCAGUACGACCCUCCCAGCAAUGCAAGCGCCUUCGUGCACCGCUGCGGCCGCACUGCCCGCAUUGGCCAUGGUGGCAGUGCGCUGGUGUUCCUGCUCCCCAUGGAGGAGUCCUACAUCAACUUCCUUGCAAUUAACCAAAAGUGCCCCCUGCAGGAGAUGAGACUUCAAAAGAACACAGUGGAUCUCCUCCCAAAGCUGAAGGCCCUGGGCCUGGCUGACAGAGCUAUGUUUGAAAAGGGAAUGAAAGCGUUUGUGUCGUUCAUCCAAGCUUACGCAAAGCAUGAGUGUAACCUUAUCUUCAGGCUAAAAGAUCUUGAUUUUGCUAGUCUUGCUCGAGGUUUUGCCCUGCUGAAGAUGCCCAAGAUGCCAGAGCUCAGAGGGAAGCACUUUCCUGAGUUUGUGCCUGUGGACAUUAACACAGAUACGAUCCCAUUUAAAGAUAAAAUCAGAGAAAAGCAGAGGCAGAAGCUAUUGGAGCGAAAACAACAAGAGAGAACCGAAAAUGAAGGGAGAAGAAAGUUCAUAAAAAAUAAAGCUUGGUCCAAGCAGAAAGCCAAAAAAGAAAAGAAGAAAAAAAUGAAUGAAAAAAGGAAAAGGCAAGAGGGUUCCGAUGUUGAAGAUGAGGACAUGGAGGAGCUGCUUCAUGAUACUAGACUCUUGAAAAAGUUCAAAAAGGGCAAAAUCACUGAAGAAGAAUUUGAGAAGGGCUUGUUGACUGGUGGCAAAAGGACAAGCAAGCUAGAUUUGGGGGCCUUGGAUUUGGAAGGUGACUCCUGAUCCCAUAGC